Solanum verrucosum is the source of this 534-nucleotide messenger RNA. RefSeq names its product NADH dehydrogenase [ubiquinone] iron-sulfur protein 4, mitochondrial-like. The record is from RefSeq and is a predicted model, not a curated record. Gene Ontology annotation, biological process: electron transport chain. NCBI's taxonomy places the organism in Eukaryota, Viridiplantae, Streptophyta, Magnoliopsida, Solanales, Solanaceae.
CCCGCUCAUUCAUAGCGUAAUUUCACACGAUUUCGUUCUGCAAUGGCGAGUUUUCUCCGGCGUCCAUUCACAGUCUAUCCGAUCUUCACAGGUUUCUUCGACGAGGUUUUCUUCUUCGUCGAAAUCAAACCUGGUCAAGUAGACACAGUCUAGAAUUCGCCGGAACAUCGUCGUCGCAGAGUCAUUGUUUAUUCACCUGCAAGAAUUGCAACUCAACAAGGCUCUGGAAAGGUUGGGAAGUGGAAAACAAAUUUCUUGUCUACACAGAAGUGGGAAAAUCCAUUGAUUGGAUGGACAUCCACAGGAGACCCUUUAUCAUACGUUGGUGAGGCAGGGUUAUCGUUUGAUAGUGUAGACGCAACAAAUGCAUUUGCUGAGAAACAUGGUUGGGAGUACAUUUCAAAGAAGUUUCAUACACCAUUAUUAAAAUCAAAAUCAUAUGCAGACAACUUCAAAUGGAAGGGUCCCACUCAACUCUAUUUUUGGUGGCAACUUCAAAAAUCAAAUGCCACCGCUGCCUUCAAGAGAUGCUAG